Molecule: messenger RNA, 4223 nt
Organism: Mercenaria mercenaria
Lineage: Eukaryota; Metazoa; Mollusca; Bivalvia; Venerida; Veneridae
Exons: 4
Coding region: 137-1492 (451 amino acids)
Source: RefSeq, a predicted model, not a curated record
UAUACACCAUAAAAUUUCUACUUUCGGUUUAACCACUAAGUGAUCUAUUUGUAGCAAUUAGCGUAACAUGGUGUGUGCUUAGCUCUUUAACUUCGCCUGUUUGUGGGAUGCAAAUAUCUGCAGCAUAGGUAUAUGAAUGGAAAGAAAUAUGGGACCGAAGCAGCAGCCUAAAAAGUAUUUAGAUUCAUCAAAAAAUAUUGGCGGGUCACUGGUGAAGAGACGGAAAGGCCGCGAGGAAUUCAGUGAUAAUGAAUUGAUAUCGGAUUCGGAAGACGAUCAAGAUGAUCAAGAUGAGCAAGAGGUCUAUUUCUACAACAGACAUGAAGCAGGAAACUAUGAAGUCAAACGUGCCCAGCCUUUGGAAAGGGAGGCGGUUAAAGAUGACGAUAUCGCUGGGCCAAAAAAGAAAGUACCCCCAAAGUCGCUUGCAGAACAAAUUUUCACACCAGUCUUUAUGUAUCAACUUUACAUAACCAUCACCAGUGUUCUCUUGGUGAAUUUCUGUUCUGUGUACAUUCUCAACAACAGUAUUCUUGUAAGUGACACUUCUUUCAGAAGUAAUGAUAAGGUUAUUGAUAUUGGACGGAAAGUGCAAAAGGCACUUGAUACUGAAAUGAAUAAAGCUGAUAUUGGAGGGAAAGUGCAAAAGGCACUUGAUAUUGAAAUGGUUGAAGCUAACGUUGGUGGGAAAAUUCAAAAAGCAAUUCAUAUCGAAUUACAAAAUGCUGACAUUGACAGUAAAGUACAAGAUGUAAUUGAUAUUAAAUUACCUGACGCUCUUAACAAUCAGGUACCUCAGAUUGUGCGCGACGAAGCUGAAUCUGCAGUUAAGGGCCCUGAUAUGAAACGAGUUAUAGAAACGCAAGUAUCUGAAAAUAGCGAGGGAAUAAAAAGUGAUGUUGAACAAUCAUUAUCUUCUAGAAUAGCUAAUGCUUUUGGGAUAUCUCUUGAUAAAAAAGUUGACACUCUAGAAGAAUCUAUAGGUGGUAUUGCAGAAUUUAAAGAAUCACUUGCUUCCUUUGAACAAAAACAAGAAAAGACUGAAGAAGACGUUUCAAAUCUACAUAAUAACUUUGAAUCGGCAAGUGAAAGUUUAAAACAACUGUCUGAAAGCUAUUCAGCAAUGUCAACCACGAGAAAGCAUGAUUCAGUUAAAAUUGAUAAAUUGCAGACUACUAUACAAAAUGGAGAACAGAAACUAAUCGAUAUGGAUGCUGAGUUAGGAAAAGUAAAGAAAGCGGUAUCGUAUGAGGAGUAUAAAUACAAAGUGCUACAGCUCGAUGAUAUCCGAUCCAGAAUCGAUGUUAUACAGCCAAACAUGUUUAACAAAGGCUGUUUCGUUACGGCCUAUAUGAUAUUGAUUGUGAUGGUACUGUUACUAGCUGUAUCCGAGUAUAACCUGUAUCAACGUUUAAAUAAUGACAUUCCGGGAAGGACAGGCGGACGAACAACAGCUAAACGAACAACUUGUAGUCACGUCUUUUUCAUAUGAAUGUCAAUAAUACUUUUUCAGAUGUUUUAAUUCUAAUUAUGCCCCCCUUCGAAGAAGGAUGGGUAUAUUGUUUUGCAGAUGUCGGUCGGUCGGAAUGUAGACCAAUCCGUUUCCGGAUGAUAACUCAAGAACGCUUGGGCCUAGGAUCAUGAAAGUUGAUAGGGAGGUUGGUCAUCACCAGCAGAUGACCCCUAUUGAUUUUGAGGUCUGCACCUUGAAAUGUGUUUCAUUCUGCUGAACUUGAUUGAAUUAGUUAGUUUUACAAUAUUGCGAAACCUUACACUCAAUUACAUUUGCACUGGAUAGUCAUACAUGUUUGGAGAAAUUCUGUCAAGUUACAAAACAGUACAAAGGAGUGUGAUUUGGAUUACACCCAAGUAUAUUUAUUCAUCACCAGUAUAUCUUGUAAACUGUAGCAUGUUUUUGAGCGCAGUUUAAUUAAGAUGUUUUUGCUUGUUGGUCCAUAUUUCACACAUGCAAAAGUAUAUACAGUACAAUAUACUUGAAUAUGGCAUUGUCUUAUAAAUAACAUUUGUACUUCAACCUAAUUUGCAUAUUUUGACACCCAGCUACUCCUUCUUUUGACUAUACUUUCAGUUAAAGAUAGCCCUUUGGUUUAUACAAGGCUGGUUUUAUAAGGAUAUCCACAGGAUCCCUUUUAUGUACAAGAGUGAACCUUUGGGGUCAUUUUUUGGAGAUAUUAACAUAUUUAUCAAAUAGAAUAAAAUUAUAGUCUAUUAUCUAUUGUAACUUAUCAUAGACAACGUUUUGAUUAACAAAAAUGAUCAUUCUAUAUACCUUCCUGGAGCAUUUGUAUAGUCAUAUUAAAUUCAAAUGAUGUAACAUCCGUCCAUUUUGAGAAAGGUCCGUCUGCUUAUAUUGUUACAAAAUGAAAAGGGUCCUGUUUUUCAAAUAAUUGAUUUUUUUUCAUUUAAGUGAAUCAGAUGAAUGAUUAAACAAAAUGAUAAGUUGUUAUCAUGUUUUCAGAGGAAAAGAAAAUAUUUUCCCGCAAAACAUAUUACUUUUUCCAUUUUAUUUCCAAAAGCAAAAAUCUUCACAGAACAUCUUUUCACUAUAAAUAAACAUAUAAAACUUUUCAAACUAAAAAAAUCAGUACUGCGUAAAAGUUUUAAACAGUAAGCAUAGAGGGGGAGGGUAAGCCGUACGUUAUAGAGACAAAUUUUAUUUAAACGGCAACAGUAAAAAUGUGAUAUUAUAGCUAUUGACCAGACUGGUAUAUCAAUGGAAAGAAAAUGAUUUUUUUUGUUGUCUAGUAAUGACUGUUUAUUGUUCACUUACACUUAAGAGCACCUAUAUCUGCCAAUUAAUCUCUUAGAGAUUCUAUACAGACUUGAUUCCUUGAGCAAUUUUAUGCGUAAGUGUCAAAAACAUGGAUAACACAUUUUAUAACAGUAAAAAUAAAUGUCCAGAAAUAGGUGCAAAAUAUGAGACAGGUAUUUAUAGGUUAUUAACUUUGUAUGUGGAUAGAAGCGGUAAUAUUGCGCGACUUUAGGAGCGCAAUAUUAUCCGCGAAAGAACGAGUGCAUAUAUCGACAUACAAAGUUGAUAACCUUUUUAUUACAUAUUCACUAUCAAAUGAUUUAUUUAUAUCAAAAUUAUCGUUCUGUAACGAAAGACAGGAAAAAUACGAAAAUAAUUUCUCCGAAAAUGCAAUAAUGUAUAUUAUCAUAUCAACUAUACACUAAAGUAGGUAUUUUAAAUUUUAUAUUAAAGCAGUUUGUGAUUCUUGAUUUUUCAAACACACUAAAGUUGAACCUGUGUGAUAAGGGUUACAUCAAGAAAAAUGUUUACACUUUUUUCACAUUACAUUGUUUUUACUGAAAAAGUGUGAAUGAUUUUAUGAUUGAUAUCAUGAUAAAAAUGUUUAACUCAUCUGAGCAUGAAGUGCUCAAGGAUGAGCUAUAAUUGUGGUCAGUCUUUGUCUGGUUUUUGAAAUCAGUUCAGGUCUAAUUAAAAGCCAAGUCGCCCGCUCAGAUUAGGAAAAGGGUGUUAAACACACUAAAAGACUUCAUUUGCCAUGCAGUCUUAAUCUAACUUGGCCAAUAUUUUUCCAGUCAUUUAAUAUUGGUCACUUUUGAAACUGAGUUGGGUCAAAUCAAAAACUACAUCAGGAGCUCAAACUUAUGGAAAACCUUGAAAACACACCCAAUGCUUCAUUUUUUUUCAUGCAAUGUUAAUCUAAUUUGAUCAGAAUGCGUUCGUCUAUAACUGCUUGGUUUACUUUGAAACUGGUCAGCUUGGGUAAAAUUUUAGGUCACAAACUAAGAUCAAAGGAAAGCCUUGUAAAUACACAAUAGACUUCAUUUUUCAUAUAAUCUUAAUUUUUUUACCAGAAUGCAUUCAGCUAAAGUCCUUUCGAAAUUGGGUCAGGUCAGUCUAAAACUAGGGCACAAACUGAGAUGAAAGGAAAAUCUUACAAACACACCAGGGACAUUUUUCAUGCAUUCUUAAUCUAAUUUAAACAAAAAUGCAAGCUCAAAUCAAAGUGAAACCUUGUAACACUUCCAAGCAGUCCUGUAAAAACGUAGCCAGAAUAUAGGAUUUGUUUGAAUCAUCGUAUUGAUGACAAUGUCAGUUUGAUAUGAUAUGAUGUAAAGAAGUAACUUUUAAGUUACACGUUUUAUGACUAAAAGGAGUUGUCAUGCUUUAUUAUCAUAAGUAGGAUGACUUUAAAACUUUUGUCAACUUGCAUGUGAUAUGCUCUCGGCCA